AUGAUUUAUAUUGGGCGCCAUAAUUUUGAAGACCAGCAAGCCAUUACACAAUUCUUUGAGGCAACAAUAAAAACAAUUAAUGGUGGAUACUGUGAUGAGCCUCUUACUGGAUUGUUUUUGUGGUAUAAUGACUACUUCAUCCAUGUUCUUGAGGGAUCAGAAGAAACACUCAACAGACAUCUGAAGUUUUUGCUGAAACAGAUAGAGGCCAGUGUAAUUGCAAUCAGUGCUAUGAAGAUUCUUCUCAUGUAUCAUCAUAUUAAACAGCGAUUCUUUCAACAAUGGAUUGCAAGACCAGUGAAUGCUCAUUUUUUACCUGAGUGUAUUUCACCGGAUUGUGAUAGAGACAAAACAGCUCAAUUACUACAGACAUGUGUUGGGAAACUUUAUCAGCUUGCCGAAUUACUCCAAAAGCAGAAUGUGAGCUUGAGUUACCUGCAGCCACAGAUUUUGUCCCAUAUAAUGUACUCUACACUACACCUGAAGCACAGGAUUAAGAACCAUUUCGGGAGAGUCUUUCACUUAGCUGUAGAUUGUAGACACUGACAGCAGAGACAUUUGUGGUGCUUAAUAAGAAGAGAGCUAGAAGAUCUAAAAAUCAUCAGUAAAUGGUUGGUGUGGUAAUCCAGU
This is a messenger RNA of Schistocerca piceifrons (Central American locust), 630 nucleotides long. Its product is annotated as testis-expressed protein 47-like. The record is from RefSeq and is a predicted model, not a curated record. The transcript is spliced from 5 exons. The coding region runs from base 1 to 546 and encodes 181 amino acids. NCBI's taxonomy places the organism in Eukaryota, Metazoa, Arthropoda, Insecta, Orthoptera, Acrididae.